Messenger RNA from Lemur catta (Ring-tailed lemur), 986 nucleotides. Its product is annotated as leukocyte immunoglobulin-like receptor subfamily A member 5. The record is from RefSeq and is a predicted model, not a curated record. Gene Ontology annotation, molecular function: inhibitory MHC class I receptor activity. Gene Ontology annotation, biological process: cytokine-mediated signaling pathway. NCBI's taxonomy places the organism in Eukaryota, Metazoa, Chordata, Mammalia, Primates, Lemuridae.
GGACCCUCCCCAAACCCACCCUCUGAGCUACUCUGUGAUCACCUGGGGGAGCCCAGUGACCGUGUGAUGUCAGGGGACCCUGGAUGCCAAGGAGUAUCAUGUCAUGAAAGAAGGAAGCCCAGAGGCCUGGGUCAUGCAGAGCCCACUGGAGCCCGGGAACAAAGUCAUGUUUCCCCUCUCAUCCAUGACAGAGCACUACAUUGGGCAGUAUCACUGUUACUAUCACAGCCCUGCUGGAUGGUCAGAGCCCAGUGACCCCCUGGAGUUGGUGGUGACAGGUUUCUAUGGCAAACCCACCCUCUCAGCCCUGCCGAGCCCUGUUGUGACCUCAGGAGGGAAGGCGACCCUCCAAUGUGUCUCACAGCUGAGGUUCGAUGUGUUCAUUCUGGCUCAGGAAGGAGACACAAGCUCUCCUGGCAUCUUGAGUCACAUGAUCACCCCCAUGGGCCCUGUGACCCCGUUCCCUGUGGGCCCUGUGACCCCCAGCCACAGUGGGACCUUCAGAUGUUAUGGCUAUCAGAGGAAUGCCCCCCAGGUGUCGUCAGAAUCCAGCGACCCCCUGGAGCUCCUGGACUCAGGAGCAGCUGAGACCAUCAGCCCAACCCCAAGCAAGUCAGACCCCACGAGUGCCCGUGCACAACACAUCCUUGUGAAAUCUGUACAAUGGCCAGUCAUCUCAACUGUGCUGGAGAUGCUUCAGGGAAGAUGCUACGUUACGCUGCACAUCACACUCGGAUCAGCAGGGACGCAUUUGACAUCCACCUGUGCAGUUCAAGUUAAGCUGCAUUGUGUCCACAAACACAUAGGAGAAAUACAGGAAAAACUCUCAUCCUCAUCCUGUGGCUCAUUCUUCAAACUCUGGAGACAGCGAGUCAAGUUAGAGCUCUGAUUUCCAGGGGAAAACUGAUCUUCAUUUAAGUUUUUGUCUAACAUCCCUUCCCUCAGUGACUUAAAGAGUAUGGUCAUGACAGAAUUUUUUUUUUUUU